Messenger RNA from Colletotrichum spaethianum, 2139 nucleotides. Its product is annotated as galactose oxidase. Gene Ontology annotation, molecular function: protein binding. Lineage: Eukaryota; Fungi; Ascomycota; Sordariomycetes; Glomerellales; Glomerellaceae. The record is from RefSeq and is a predicted model, not a curated record. The transcript has a single exon. The coding region runs from base 1 to 2139 and encodes 712 amino acids.
AUGGUUCGUUCAGCCGCUUACAAGGUCAUUGCGGCCGCCUCUCUCUUUUCACAGCUCUCGUCCGCAGACAUUACAGCCUGCCCGAACAAUGAAGCCGUCUGGGAGACGCCUAUUGGCGUCAAGUACACCGUCUGCCCCGGUUCCGACUACCAGCUCGGUGGUGGCAGUCUCCAGCUCGUCAAAGACGUCCAGUCCACCGUCGAGUGCGUCCAGAUCUGCGACACGGAUGCUCGCUGCAACAGGGCCGUCUACGACAAGGUGAACAAGCUGUGUCACGUCAAGAACAGCAAGAACCAGAUGUUCUGGGCCGCGGACAACAACUUUGACGCCAUCCGCAUGACCAACGACUUUGCCGAGGGCACUUUCCUCGCCACCUGCCCCUUUGACGAAGCAACUUACCGCGUCCCCAAGACCAACGUCGAAUACCGCGUCUGCCUCAACACCGACUACACCGGUGCCAGCGCCAAGAUGGUCCAGGGCGUGACCACUAUUCAAUCCUGCGCGGAGCUCUGCUCGAACACCCAGGGCUGCAAGAAGGCCGUGUUCGACAACAUCAACAACGUGUGUCACAUCAAGGCUGCCGAGCCCGCGACAUCCCUCUUCUGGGUCCAGAACAAGCAGUUCAGCACCAUCCACGUCACCGAGAACAUCAACCCGGCGGUCCAGGGAAGGUGGGGUGACCUCAUCCGCCUGCCCUUGAUCCCCGUUGCGGCCUACAUCGUCCCGUCCUACCCCGAGCCCAGCAGGCUGCUGUUCUUCUCCUCUUGGGGCACCGAUGCCUUUGGCGGCGCUUCCGGUAAGACGCAGUAUGGCGACUACAACUUCGCCACGGGCGCCAUCUCCCAACGCACCGUCACCAACACGCACCACGACAUGUUCUGCCCCGGCAUCAGCCAGCUCGAGGACGGCCGGAUCAUCAUCCAGGGCGGCUCCGACGCCGAGGCCGUCAGCAUCUACAACCCCGCCACCAACGAGUUUACCCGCGGCCCCGACAUGAAGGUCGCCCGCGGCUACCAGACGUCGUGCACCCUCUCCAACGGCAAGGUCUUCACCAUCGGCGGCGCCUACUCGGGCAAGCGCGAAGGCAAGAACGGCGAGGUCUACGACCCCGUCGCCAACACGUGGACCUACCUCCCCGGCGCCGACGUCAAGCCCAUCCUGACCAACGACCACGAGGGCAUCUGGCGCGAGGACAACCACGCCUGGCUCUUUGGAUGGAAGAAUGGCAGCAUCUUCCAGGCCGGCCCCGGCAAGGACCAGCAUUGGUUCGGCAUCGCGGGCACCGGCUCCGUCACCAAGGCCGCCACCCGCGACACCGACGACGCCAUGUGCGGCGUCUGGGUCAUGUACGACGCCGUUGCCGGCAAGAUCCUCUCCGCCGGCGGCAGCCCCGACUACACGGACAGCGUCGCCACUCAGCACGCGCACAUCACCACCAUCGGCGAGCCCAACACCCCCUCCACGGUCGAGCGUGUCGCUGACAUGGCGUUCCCCCGCGGUUUCGCCAACGCUGUGGUGCUUCCCGACGGCCAGGUCCUCGUCACAGGCGGCCAGCGCAAGUCCUUGGUCUUCACCAACACGGACGGCAUCCUUGUACCUGAGCUCUUCAACCCCGAGACCAAGCAGUGGAAGCAGAUGGCGCCCAUGGCCGUUCCGCGCAACUACCACUCCAUGUCGAUUCUCUUGCCCGACGCGACCGUCUUCACGGGCGGUGGCGGCCUGUGCUACCUCGCGACCAUUGGCGGCUCGAGCGCCAACUGUGACAAGACGGUCGACCACGCCGACGGCGAGAUCUUUGAGCCCCCCUACCUGUUCAACGCGGACGGCAGCCGGGCGGCGCGGCCCGUGAUUUCGGCCAUCGGCACGGAGGCCGUCAAGGCCGGCGCCACGCUCAAGUUCACGGUCGAUGGUGUCGCGGGCCAGGGCAAGGUGACGCUGAUCCGCACCGGUAGCGUCACGCACUCGGUCAACAGCGACCAGCGUCGCAUCCCGCUCAACACGGUCCAGGUCAACGGCAAGGAGUACUCGGCCGAGCUGCCCAGCGACUACGGCAUCCUGCUCCCUGGAUACUACUACCUCUUCGUCUCCACGCCGCAGGGCACGCCCAGCAUUGCGAAGACUGUGCACGUUAUCUUGUAG